GAUUGCGUUCCCGUUCAAGAAUCUAUUCUGCUUAGGCCUUUACACUUUGCUGCUUAUUUAUAAGCGUUUAAUUGUCUUUUUUAAAGUCUACUACUAAAAUAUUCAAGUUUAAUUAUAACGAGUGUAGAAAAUAAUCGAUAAGAAAAAGAAAGUAGUGAGUGAAGUGAGCGCGUUACGCACGUGGAAUUCAUAUAACAUAACCUAUAAAAAAAAAAAACAUUCACUUUUAAAUCACGUAAAUUUUGUUCUGAUGUUUUAUUUAUAGUAUUUAUUAAUUUAUAUUCGAUUUAUAUAUAUAUAUUUAAAAUAUGUCGCUGUUACUAUUUCGUUUAAAUGGAAUACCAAUGAAAUUUCAUUUGGUCGAUUUGUCUAAAGAAUUGAAUAUUCGAUAUACAUCAUUAAUUGAGAAAAAUGGAGGAGAAAUUAGUGUGGAACCUAAUGAGAAAAUUCGUACCUUUACGUUACCUAUUUUUUGCCAUAAAUAUUCAUUCAUCUUUAAUAUUGAAUACAUCGAUGAUUGUUUGAAAAAUAACAAAAUUUUAAAUAUUGAUGACUAUUACAUUGGCGAUACUAAUGUUUUCGCAGCAUGUACUGCAAUAAUUAUGGGAAGAAAAAUUUGCACAUGUCGUAAAUGUGGAAAUCAACAUAUAAAAAUUGUAAAACAAGGGAAUAAUUUAAAUGAGGCUCCCAAGAAAUUAGUGGAAGUUGAGAAAAUUGUUUUCAACUCUAAAAAUGCGAUUAACAAUGAAAUACAAGUUUCUAGCGUAGAAGAAAACAUAAGUCGAUUUUCUGAUGACGAGGAGGUUUCUAGUGUAAAAAAAUCGGAAAUUAUAAUUUCUGAUGACAAUGAGGAGGAAAAUAGUUUUGAAUAUAAAAUAGAAUCGCCAACUAUGAUUAUGGAAACAGAAUCGGAAUCAGAAUCAGAAUUCGAGUUUGAUGUCAAUGAAAGCGAAUUAGAAUGUAAUAUUUCUGAUUAUUCAAAUUCAGAUGAUCCUGAUUAUAAUGUAAAACGUUUGCCAAAGAAACGAAAAACUUUACGUCCUAAAGUGGAUAAUUUAAAGCGAACAAGAUAUAAUCGAUUGCCAAUAACAAAUAUUGUUGAUAUAAAUUUACAAGAUACUGAAAAUGAACCUUCUACGUCAAAAAUUGACAAUGACUCCGAGGAUGAAUCAGAUGAUUCAUCUGAACCAACAGUAGAUUUAAAAGAAUGGGCCAAAAAACAUGUUGAAAAUGUUGAGAAAGAUAAAUUUGGAUAUCCAAAAAAGACUCAUAUUGGAUUCAGUGAAGAGGAAGAUUUAUUAUUAAUUGAUUUAAUCGUUAAAACUAAAUCAAUAUAUCGUACCAAGGGUUCAUUAAUUUGGAUUUAUAUUAAGAAUUUAAAGAUUUUUCCAGAAGAUAUAACUGAUGAAAUAUUCAAAGAUCAUUUUAGAGCUAAAAUUUUACCUAACAUUGAGAAAUAUAAUUUAAAUAAAAAAAUUGAAGAAAAAUUUAUCGACUACAGAACUUUUGGAAAAAUCGCUCGUAAAUAUCCAAUGAAUGAUUUGAAAAAAUGGGCAUAUGAAAAGACGAAAAAUUUGAAAAAAGAUGAAAAUGGAUUUCCAGAAGGCGAAAGUUUAUCAUUUGAAAAGUGGGAGAAAAGAAUGAUUAUCGAUUUUUUGAUUAGAAUAAAUCCAGCUUCUAAUUUUAGUAUUUUGUUGUGGGACAUAGCUUGUAUGCUUCGUCUCUUUCCAGUUCAUCGAACAAAAGAAUCUAUUCAAAAUGAAUUGAAAUUUAAUAUUUUGCCGAAAAUUGAAUCAUUUGAUUUAGCUGCGGGAGCGGAGGCUAUAUUUCUACGAUUAAAAAAGACAGCAAGAUUUAAUUUGUCGAUAUCGAGUGAUCUUAGAAACUGGGCCGAGGAACAAACAAAAGAUAUGGAAAAAGAUCAUCUUGGUUAUCCACUAGCACACAAUAAAUUUAUACAAAAAUGGGAAAAGGAGAUGAUGUUGAAAUAUUUAUUAAAAAUCGAUAAUAUCCCACAGGCUUGUAUGCCGACAACGUGGUCUCGUGCUGUUAAUUUAAAACUAUUUCCAUUAAUAAGAAGAGAAGAUGGUUUGAGAAGUAUUAUGAGAACAGAAAUUCUUCCUGAUAUUGAAAAAUUCAAUAUGCCAAUGGAAAAGAAAGAAGAAUUUAUUAAAUUAAGAAAAAGUAUACGUACAUUUUGGAUUCCUACGGAAAAUAUGAAAAUAUGGGCGGAAAAUAUUUCAAAAGAUAGAAAAAAGGACAAAUAUGGAUAUCCAAUAUCGAGGUCUAGAAAAAUUGAAAAAUGGGAACAAUAUCUUAUUAUUGAUUUUCUUGUAAAAUUUAAUUUAAUUCAUAAAUGCAAACAAAAAUUAGUCUGGAAGUUGGCGUACAAUUUAAAAAUUUUUCCAAAAGAAAGAACAGUUUAUAAUUUAUCGUUUGAAGUACGUAACAUUAUGUUGCCAAUUAUUGAAACUUUUGAUAUUCCCAAUGAAGUAAAAGUUGAAUUUUUAAAAGUGCGAAAUCCUAAAGGAACUGUUGAAGGAUUUUUAGAACCCACGGAACAUUUAAAAAAAUGGGCAAAAAAUGUAACUAAAAACUUGGAUAAGGACUCUGAUGGAUAUCCAAUUCAACAAUCAAUGAGGUCCAUGUCAAAUAUUGAAAAAAAAAUUUGUGUUGACUUUCUCGUGGAAUCAGAGAGAAUCCAUUUGAGCUUGUCUCAUACAACGUGGGAGCUUGCAUUUGUUUUAAAAUUACUUCCUAAAUGCCGAUCAACUAGAAAUAUGCGCACGAUAUUUAAAAGAUGUAUUUUACCUUCUAUCAAGCAAUAUAAUUUACCGCGACAUAUUGAAGAAGAAUUUUUAAAACUUACAAAAAAUAAGAAAAGUAGAAAAAAAAAAUCUCGUCCAUAAUACAGGUACUGAUCAACAAAUUUGAAUGAAUAUAAUUCAAAUAUAUUUAUUAAAAGAAAUGUUUUUCAAAAUCGUGAGUAAAAUAUAAUUUAUCGUAAUGUAUUAAUAAAAAUUUUGUAAUACUGAAAAAAAAGAGGAAAAAAAAUUUAUUUUCAAAAAAAAAAAAAAAAAAGGCAAAAUUCUAUGUGAAAUCACGUUGAAUAUUUAUGUUUGUAAAAAUAAUUUUUUUGUAUUAAUUAAAAAGAAGAUUUUUUUAUUUUCUUAAA
This is a messenger RNA of Leptopilina boulardi, 3175 nucleotides long. RefSeq lists its product as uncharacterized. The transcript is spliced from 21 exons. The record is from RefSeq and is a predicted model, not a curated record. NCBI's taxonomy places the organism in Eukaryota, Metazoa, Arthropoda, Insecta, Hymenoptera, Figitidae. The coding region runs from base 309 to 2909 and encodes 866 amino acids.